Molecule: messenger RNA, 2113 nt
Organism: Nematolebias whitei (Rio pearlfish)
Lineage: Eukaryota; Metazoa; Chordata; Actinopteri; Cyprinodontiformes; Rivulidae
Product: endosialin-like
Exons: 2
Coding region: 32-2113 (693 amino acids)
Biological process (GO): cell migration
Cellular component (GO): extracellular matrix; external side of plasma membrane
Molecular function (GO): extracellular matrix binding; calcium ion binding; extracellular matrix protein binding
Source: RefSeq, a predicted model, not a curated record
GUUGAAGAAGAGCAGGAGCGGCUGCAGCAGCAUGAGUCUCUUGUGCAUCCUGUGGCUGAUGAUGGUUUCUGUGGCCCCUGGAAGCUGGGGCCAAAGGCUGAGGACGCCUGAGGAGGAACAGACAACGGCCGAUGCUGAGCUGGAAGAAAAACACGCAAUCUGCUACAUGGAAGGAUGCUAUGCUGUUUUCUUCCAGAAGAAAAUCUUCAGGGAAGCUGGGCAAUCCUGCCGGGAGCGCGGUGGGACCCUGGCAACGAUGCAUACCUAUGAAGCAGCGGGCGUGGUUCAUAAACUGAUGUCGACCGUUGAUGCACAAGGCACCAGGUCCAGGUUUCGUCUCUGGAUUGGACUGCACAGACCUCCGCGCCAGUGUUCAGCCACCCGACCGCUCCGAGGAUUCGUCUGGGUCACAGGAAAUCAGGAAGGUCAAUUCACCAACUGGAUUCGUGAAGAAAUGCCCAAGACAUGUGCUGCCCAUCGCUGCGUGGCCAUGACUGUAAACACGUCAGAGAGCGAACGAGAGAGCACAGCUAACUACAAGUGGGCUGAAGGCCCCUGUGCGCUGCCCCUGGAUGGAUAUAUUUGUCAGUACAACCACAAAGCCACGUGUUCACCGCUCGAAGAGGAGGGCAGAGGUCCAGCUGUUUAUACAACCCCGUUUAAACUGGUCAGCACCCUGCUGACCCAUGUGCCAUUUGGAUCUGUAGUUACCAUGCCCUGUCCUACAGACAGAUCAGACCCAGAUGCUCCUAAUGAGCACGUCGUCCUGUGCAAGGAAAGAGAUAACGGGGUGGUGGGCUGGUCUACCGAUGCCCCUCUGUGUUCUUCUAGUUUAGCAACGCAGCAUCAGGACUGGUGUAGUGGAGACCACGGUUGUGAGCAUCACUGCCAGAACACGGACCAAACUUACUACUGUUACUGCUCUGAAGGGUUCAUCAUAGACGAGGAUGGCUACAGCUGCAAGCCUGAUCCCCUGAACCAAAAUGACCCACCUGAGCUGCCUCCUGAUUCUGCUCUCCCCACUGACCAGCCCCAAAUCAAAAGGGUUUGUGUGGAGAUGGGGUGCGAGUAUGACUGUACAGAAACAUUUCGGGGCACCCGCUGCACAUGCCCCCCCGGCUACCAGAUAAGUCCCGAUGGUCGCAGAUGUUCUGAUGUAGAUGAAUGCCAACAACAACCAUGUCCCCAACUUUGUGUGAACACCCCAGGCACCUUCCACUGCAGCUGCUAUCAGGGCUUCCAGCCAGACAACGAGGGUGAGUGCGUGGAUGUAGACGAGUGCCUCGAUGAAGGCAGCUGCGAGGGCUCCUGUAAGAACACGAUUGGAUCCUUCUUGUGCCUGUGUGAACCCGGCUAUGCGAUGAGUGGUGAAGGAGAUUGUCUCGAUGUGGAUGAGUGCGCGCUGGAGUCACCCUGCGAGCACCAAUGUCUCAACCAAAUUGGGGGGUACCGAUGCGACUGUGACGACGGCUUUGACCUGCAGCCAGAUGGAAUAACCUGCCGACCUUCAAAUUAUGAUGAAGAAUAUUCCACUCUGACUCCUGACACCGGUACAUCUGAUGAGUAUGAUAUUCCUUGGUCCACCACUGACCCAUAUUUUAAAGAAGACAGCAAUAAUUAUGUCAACUGGCUGACAGAGGCCCCCGUGGGACUUACCCCUGAUAUGGCUCAUCAGUCAGAUAAUCACCUAAACCAGUGGGAUGACUUUUCACCAAGGCAAUACCAGACAGCACCAUCCCCAACACAAAAAAUUGCCAUCAACAAUGACAUAGAUCAUGAUGUUAAGACAAGAGGAGAAGAACCAAGUGGUGGGGUCAUAGUUGAAACAGCGAACGGGUCAUCCAGUGGUACAGCGGAGUCUGAGGCACCUAAGACGGACACCAACAGUACAGACGUGGUAGGAGGGUCUGCUGGUAAACGCAAGCAUGACAAGAGCUGGUUGCUGGUGGCUCUGCUGGUGCCGUUGUGUGUGUUUCUUGUAGUGAUGCUGGCUUUAGGAAUCGUCUACUGCACCAGCUGCGCAGUGGAUAAGAGCCUCCGCUUUUCGGACUGCUAUCGCUGGGUUCUCCCUACAACGCCUCCUCCGAGGAAAGAUGGCAAAACUCAAGCAUGA